UUGCAGAUCGAUAUCGAUAAGUCGCCGCUUAGCGCGCUGCCGCGCUACGGUCACACUGAGCCCACCAUUUUUUAAAUAACUAACUGCAAGUGCUAAAUGUUAGCGUCAUUCCCGUGGUUCCUCGGUGUUUGUCUGUUAUAUUGUUUUACUUGUUAAAUUAAAGAUGUCCGGCGGGAACGAGGAUCCCACCUCCGUGGCUGUGGCGCUGCGCGUGCGUCCUCUGGUGCAGUCGGAGGUGGAUCGCGGCUGCUUGAUUGCCGUGGAGCGUACCUCGCCAGGAGCUCCACAGGUAAUUGUAAACCGGAGCGAGAUGUUCACAUUCAACCAUGUGUUCGACGUGGACGCCACCCAGAGAGAGAUCUAUGAGAGCUGCGUUCUGGCCAAGCAGAGGAAGCUGCUGCAGGGCUAUAACGUGACAAUCCUCGCCUACGGCCAGACUGGUUCUGGCAAGACCUUCACCAUGGGCACCAGCUACAACGGGGUGAUGGACGAGAGCGCGGGCGUAAUUCCGCGCGCUGUCGACGAUAUAUUUCGGGAGAUUGGCGAGCGGCAGGAGGAGUACAGCUUCAGUGUCACCUGCUCAUUUGUGGAAUUGUACCAGGAGCAGUUCUUCGAUCUCUUCUCGCCGGGCAAGAUCACGGUUGACAUCAAGGAGGUCAACAAGAGGGUGGUAAUGCCCGGCCUCACCGAGCUGGCCGUGAAGUCUGCCCAGGAAGUGACUGAUUAUCUGAUGCGCGGCUCCUCCGGACGAGCAGUGGCUGCCACUGCCAUGAACGAGACCUCCUCGCGUUCCCAUGCCAUAUUCACGCUCACCCUGGUGGCCACCAAGAAGGACAGCAAAGCGGUGACCACCUCCAGGUUUAAUCUAGUGGAUCUGGCGGGCUCGGAGCGCUGCUCGAAGACCCUAGCCAGCGGGGAUCGCUUCAAGGAGGGAGUUAAUAUCAACAAGGGACUGCUGGCCUUGGGCAAUGUGAUAAAUGCUUUAGGAGCUACCAACGCUCCUGGCUACAUACCCUACCGGCAGUCGAAGCUGACACGACUGCUCCAGGACUCGCUCGGCGGCAAUUCCAUCACCCUGAUGAUUGCCUGCGUCAGUCCGGCGGACUACAAUGUGGCGGAAACGGUGAGCACUUUGCGUUACGCGGAUCGUGCGCUUCAAAUCAAAAACAAGCCGGUGGUUAAUCAGGAUCCGCACGCGGCCGAAGUCAACAUGCUCAAGGACAUCAUUCAAAAACUGCGCGUGCAACUUCUGGGCGGCGGCAAGAUGAGCUCCUCCAUCACCAGCGCCGUGGGAGCCGCUGGCCUGGAACCCAUUCCCCCUAGCGAACCGUUGGAUAGGUCAGAAAACCAACGUCUGCAAGAGCAGGUGCGCAGCUUGCAGGAGCGAAACAGGAAACUGCAGCAGGAGCUCCACCAGUCUCUGGUGGAUCUCACAGAGAAGGAGAUGCGUGCCCACAUUGCCGAACAGGCACACGAUGCACUCCGCGCCCACGUUCUCCAGCUAAAGGAGAAACUAGAGCAGCAGCAGCAGGAACAGCAAGCACGUUCCGGUAAUGGAGGAGAUGGAGACGAGCGGCUGCGGGAGAUUAGCCAGCUGGUGGAGAUGGUGGAUGAUCAGCUGCAGCGCACGCAGGAAGAGCUGGAAUCGCAUGACCAGGAGACACGCCACCAGCUUAGCAAUGGGCACGAUCACAGCUAUGAGGCGCACGAGAUGCUCCAUUUGCAGUCGGAGGAGUACACCGACAAGCAGCUGAACUUGGCCAGCGAGCUGAGGAACAUCAACCGGCAGCUGGAUCUCAAGCAGGAGCUGCAUGUGCGCAUCAUGCGAAACUUCAGCAAGCUGGAGGCAACGGAUGAGGAUUUGAAGUUGCGCCAGUGCAACCAGAAGAUCGAGGAUCUGGAGGAGGAGCGACGCAGUCUCUUGGACCAGCUGCGCAAUAUCAAAACCAAGGAUUCCUCCGCUAAAAUUGCCGAGGAGCGCCGCAAGCGACUGCAGACGCUCGAGCAGGAGAUAGCCGAUCUGCGGCGCAAGGUCAUCUCCCAGGCCAACAUGCUAAAGAUGCGCGAAAAGGAGCGCGAGAAAAUCAAGAAUCUGAGCGACGAGAUCAAGAUCAUGAAGGAGUCCAAGGUCAAGCUGAUCCGGACCAUGCGAGGCGAGUCGGAGAAGUUCCGCCAGCUGAGGAUGGUGCAUCAGAAGGAGGUGACCCAGCUGAAAAGCAAGGACCGCAAGAUGCAGUCGGAGAUGGUGCGCCAACAGACGCUCCAUGCCAAGCAGCGGCAGGUGCUUAAACGCAAGUGCGAGGAGGCAAUGGCCGCCAACAAGCGCCUCAAGGACGCCCUCGACCGCCAGGCAUCCGCUCAGGCGCAACGCCAAAAGUCCGCCAAGAAUCACGGAACCGCGGCUGGCGGUGCCAGCAGCGCAAAGGCCGAUUCCUGGGUGGAACGCGAACUGGAGAUCAUACUCUCCCUGGUGGAUGCCGAGCACAGUCUGGAGCAGCUGAUGGAGGACCGCGCGGAAGUCAACCGGCACUAUCAUCAAAUGGAGCAGCAAACAAGCACGAAUCCUGCGGACGCCAAGGAGCAGGCCAGGCUGCUGGCCAGCCUAGAGGAAGAGCUUGAGAUGCGCAAUGCCCAGAUCUCGGACCUGCAGCAGAAGGUGUGCCAAAGCGACCUGGACAGUCGGAUUCGCGCCUUGUCGGAGGGUGUCCAAAGCAUCGCCGAGUCGCGUUCGGUGAGCAAGCAGCUGGUGAAGACCCUGGUGCAGCAGCGCCGGCAGCAGGCGCUCAGCUCGAACGAGCAACGUACUGCACUAGACGACGUCCGGGCCCAGCUUCUGGAGGCCCAGCAGAUGCACGAGUCACUGAGCAACCGACUGAAGCUGGCCGAGGCGAAACACGAGGAACAGAUGCUCAGCCAACAGCGUUCCUACGAGGAGAAAGUGGCACUUUUACUGAGGGCACCGAAGGACGAGGAGGUGGUGGUGGUAGAGGAGGAGAGCCGGCCGGCAAAAAGCCAAGCGGCCAAGUCAAAGGCGACCCUCAAGACCGAGGAUCUGUAUCACGACUACAUGAGCGAUCUGAACGACAGCCAGGAAGUAAUCACCAUCGAAAGCGAUGAUCCCGACUGGGUGCCGUCGAAGAGAAAGAAAAACAAAUCUCUGCGAUCGCAGUCCAAUUCCAUCACGGAGUCGGCGGGGGGCGGAGGGCAGGAGGCAGCAGCACAGCUCAAUGGCACUGAGGUGAGCAAUGCAUCCUCCCUCAACUUCACGGCGGCCCAGGAAGACGGCACGGCCACCACCAGGUGCAAAUGCCGCACCAAGUGCAAUGGCCAACGCUGCGCCUGCUUUUUGGGCCACACUGUGUGCUCCGAGAAGUGUUAUUGCAAGGGUCAUUGCAUGAAUCCCUUAAAUGUGCAUCAAAAGCCGCCAGACACGGAUGGAGAGCAGACCCAAAAUGAGAAUUGCGACACAUUCAUCUCGCCAGAUCAACAGCUGGCCAAGGUGGUAGCCUCUCCGAAGCGACCGCAUGACCAAAAGGACACCAGCACACCGCUGAGCGAUGUGAACAAUGCCGAGAAGGAGGGCCUCAGCGGCCCCAAGCUGGUCAGAAUGUCUGAACUGCCCUUUGACACGCCCAAGCGGAAAUUCUUUUGAAUUCUUAGCUCAUUUCCAGCAAUUUUAUUUCUCUUGUAACCAUCGAAUAAAAUGGGUAACCUAAUUAUAUGCUACUGAAGCGUUAUCAAGUAAAUAAAAUAGCUGGAAAUGAGUUGAAAUGUAAAAGGAAUUUCCGUUGAGACUGCACUACUGGAGUGAUCCGGAGCAUCUUUAGAUUUAUUUGUUAAGACUUUGUUCAUCGUCACCUGUCAUGUUUCGUAUAUUUACAUUACCAUUCUAUUUAAAUAGAUUAUAACAGUUGAUAAUACAAGUUUAUAUACAUAUAAUUUAUAGCAGAUGAUUAAUUGCACCCACUUUAGCACAAAAAUAAAACGGGAGCCAACCACAGAAA
Drosophila kikkawai is the source of this 4004-nucleotide messenger RNA. RefSeq names its product kinesin-like protein 3A (gene Klp3A). NCBI's taxonomy places the organism in Eukaryota, Metazoa, Arthropoda, Insecta, Diptera, Drosophilidae. Gene Ontology annotation, biological process: spindle elongation; microtubule-based movement; mitotic spindle organization. Gene Ontology annotation, molecular function: microtubule motor activity; ATP binding; microtubule binding. The record is from RefSeq and is a predicted model, not a curated record. Gene Ontology annotation, cellular component: microtubule associated complex.